AUGCAAAGACGAUUGCCAGUAUCCGAGGAUGAAAAGAAGAUGACGCUGCGAUUCUUUUGGCUUCCAGUUGUGCACAACCCGAGACUUAGAUUGAUGGACCCGACAGUCUACCCAUCAAAUCUCAGCGGUGCCCCCAACAGAGCAAAAUUGUGGAACUACGAAACAAACACAGAGGUUUGCUCGGGAGACAUUAUCACGGUUACUACACAGGACCCUAAGAACAAUCCAUUGCCAUCCAUGGCACUUCUCGAGCUGCAAUGGUGUUUGACUCGGGUUCUGGCUCUAAGUGGCGCAGCGGAGUUCCCAAAUUGGGAAGCCUUUGAUGAUACAUCAGAAGAAGAGAAGGAACCUGAGGUGAAGCAGGAGAACCCAUCGGACGUGGUUCGUGAUAGCAUCGAAGAUGAGAUGGACUCGAACGAUCCGAACAAUCAAAACUGGACCCCAGAGGAUCUGCCGAGCCUGACCCCAUCCUCAGCGGAGGGGGAACGAGGAAGAAAGAGAGCGCGGGAUUCAUGA
Messenger RNA from Penicillium arizonense, 516 nucleotides. RefSeq lists its product as uncharacterized. The coding region runs from base 1 to 516 and encodes 171 amino acids. The transcript has a single exon. The record is from RefSeq and is a predicted model, not a curated record. Lineage: Eukaryota; Fungi; Ascomycota; Eurotiomycetes; Eurotiales; Aspergillaceae.